This is a messenger RNA of Impatiens glandulifera, 1352 nucleotides long. Its product is annotated as ALA-interacting subunit 5-like. The record is from RefSeq and is a predicted model, not a curated record. Gene Ontology annotation, cellular component: plasma membrane; endoplasmic reticulum; Golgi apparatus. NCBI's taxonomy places the organism in Eukaryota, Viridiplantae, Streptophyta, Magnoliopsida, Ericales, Balsaminaceae. Bases 209 to 1276 code for a protein of 355 amino acids. The transcript has 9 exons.
UAUGUGAGAGAUUCCAUUCAAGAUCAUCAUCAUCAUCCUCUCUCUCUUUACGGAAAAUCAAACAACCGGAGAGGGAGAGAGAGAGAGAGAGUGGAAUCUGUAAUGGAGUUUCCCUUGGCCUCCGAAGAUUAUUCAUGAAAACACGAUUUCGCCAGGUUUAUCGUCAUUUGUUCGCUGUUAAUCAAUAAAACCGAAUUUCAGAUUCGCGAUGGAAGGAGCAGCCGAUUCUUCUCCAGCCAAGAAGCUUUCAAAGAAACCUAAAUAUUCAAGGUUUACACAACAAGAACUUCCCGCUUGCAAACCGAUAUUAACUCCUCAAUGGGUUAUUGUGAUCUUCAUCUCAGUAGGCAUUAUCUUCAUUCCCAUUGGGGUUGCAUCUUUAUUUGCAUCAGAGCGUGUUGUGGAGAUUGUGGAUCGUUACGAUGACAAUUGUGUUCCUCCUCCUCAUAACAAAGACAUGGUUUCGUUUAUUAAAAGCGGAGUAACUAACAAGACUUGCACUAAGACUCUAACAGUUCUCAAGAAUAUGAAAGGCCCAGUCUACAUAUACUAUCAGCUCGACAACUUCUACCAAAACCAUCGUCGAUACGUAAAGAGUAGGAGCGACAAGCAGUUGAGAAGCAAGAAAGAAGAGCACGAUAUAUCAAAUUGUUCGCCCGAAGGAAAAGUCAUCAUCAAUGGAAAGGAACAAGUAAUAGUCCCAUGUGGACUAGUCGCUUGGAGCUUGUUCAAUGACACAUACGGGUUCUCAUUGAACAAUAAAGCUUUGGAUGUAAGCAAACAGGGAAUAGCAUGGGAUAGUGAUCGAAAUGGUAAAUUCGGAAAAGACGUGUACCCAAAGAAUUUUCAGGUUGGCAGUCUCAUCGGAGGUGCUAAGCUAAACGAAACCGUACCACUGAGCAACCAAUUGGAUCUCAUAGUUUGGAUGAGAUCAGCAGCACUGCCGACGUUUAGAAAACUGUAUGGGAAAAUACAAGUGGAUUUGCAUGCAAAUGACGUUAUAAGAGUUGUGAUUCAAAACAACUAUAAUACAUAUAGCUUUGACGGGAAGAAGAGGCUGAUUCUUUCGACAACAAGUUGGAUCGGCGGGAAGAACGAUUUUCUAGGGAUUGCUUAUAUUGUGGUUGGCGGGUUGUCUUUGUUCUUGGCAUUGGUCUUCCUACUACUAUACAUCUUCAAUCCAAGGCCUCUAGGAGAUCCUGCUUACUUAUCUUGGAAUAAAAAUACUGCAAAUGCUUCAUCUUCUAGUUCUGCUGCUAUUAGUCGUACAAACUAGGUCAAAUGUAGUGAAUUUUUUAAGUCAUUAGAACAGGAUUCUUAUUGUUUAAAUAUAUAGUGAACUCUAUUAUAUA